UUCAAAGGAGGAAAUAUGGCGGAAAACAAAGGAGGAGGAGGCGGCGGCGGCGGCGGCGGCAUUAGCGGGGAGGGGGCCGGGGAAGCCGGGUCUGCGGGGGGUGGCCCAGAGCUCUCCGCCGCCGCCGCCGCCGCGUCGGCUGUGGUUGUCACCUCGGCGGCCUCCUCGUCUCCGCCGGCCCCCGCCCCGCCUGAGGAGAGGGAGAGCCCCGCCGUCGUCGUCGCCGCCGCCGCCGCCGCGGGCGAGAAGGGCCCUGGGGAGGCGGAGGCCGCGGCGCCAUCGUCGUCGUCGUCUGUGGGGAGCGUAGGCCCCGCACCGGCACCGCCCCUGGGCCCCAGCCCCGCGCCCCCCGCCCUCUCCUCCUCCGCGGCCUCCUUGCCAGCCCCGGCCCCGCUCUCCCUUCUGGACACCUGCGCCGUGUGCGCGCAGAGCCUGCAGAGCCGCGAGGCCGAGCCCAAGCUCCUGCCUUGCCUCCACUCCUUCUGCCGGAGGUGCCUCCCGGAGCCAGAGCGGCAGCUCAACGUCCCCGUCCCCGGAGGGGCCAACGGGGACAUCCAGCAGGUUGGUGUGAUCAGGUGUCCAAUCUGUCGCCAGGAAUGCAGGCAAAUAGAUUUGGUAGAUAACUACUUUGUCAAAGACACAUCUGAAGCACCCAGCAGCUCUGAUGAAAAAUCUGAACAGGUGUGUACCAGCUGUGAAGAUAAUUCUAGCGCUGUUGGUUUCUGUGUGGAAUGUGGUGAAUGGCUGUGCAAAACAUGCAUAGAAGCUCAUCAACGAGUAAAAUUUACUAAGGAUCAUAUGAUCAGAAAGAAAGAAGAUGUCUCUUCAGAGGCAGUUGGAGCAUCUGGUCAACGUCCUGUUUUCUGUCCUGUGCACAAACAAGAACAGUUAAAACUUUUCUGUGAAACUUGCGACAGACUGACAUGCAGAGAUUGCCAGUUACUGGAACACAAAGAACAUAGGUAUCAGUUUUUGGAAGAAGCAUUUCAAAAUCAAAAGGGUGCUAUAGAAAAUCUCUUAGCCAAACUCCUUGAAAAGAAGAAUUACGUUAAUUUUGCAGCUACUCAAGUACAAAAUAGGAUAAAAGAAGUAAAUGAAACAAAUAAAAGAGUAGAACAAGAAAUCAAAGUGGCUAUUUUUACGCUCAUUAAUGAAAUCAAUAAGAAGGGAAAAUCUCUUUUACAGCAACUCGAGACGGUGACGAAGGAGAGGCAGAUGAAGCUAAUACAACAGCAGAAUGAUAUCAAUGGUCUCUCAAGGCAGGUGAAACAUGUGAUGAACUUCACAAAUUGGGCCAUUGCAAGUGGUAGCAGCACUGCCUUGCUUUAUAGCAAGCGUCUGAUCACAUUCCAGCUGCGGCAUAUUUUGAAAGCACGAUGUGAUCCUGUCCCAGCAGCUAAUGGAGCAAUACGGUUCCAUUGUGAUCCCACAUUCUGGGCAAAGAAUGUAGUCAACUUAGGUAAUCUUGUUAUUGAAAAUAAGCCAACUCAAGGUUAUACUCCUAAUGUAGUAGUGGGGCAAGUUCCUCCAGGAGCAAACCACAUCAGCAAACCUCCAGGGCAAAUUAAUCUUGCACAGCUUCGGCUCCAGCAUAUGCAACAGCAGGUGUUCGCACAACAAAAACACCAGCAGUUACAGCAGAUGAGGAUGGGGCAGCCUGCAGGGCAGAUUGCUCGCCAGGCAGGCCCACAGAUGCUGCAACAACAGCCCCCAAGGUUGAUAAGUAUGCAAACCAUGCAGAGAGGUAUGAAUUGCGGAGCUUUCCAAGCCCACCAGAUGAGAAUGGCUCAGAAUGCUGCUCGUCUCCCAGGGAUACCGCGCCACAACGGGCCUCAAUACUCCAUGAUGCAGCCACACUUACAAAGACAACAUUCAAACCCAGGACAUGCCGGUCCCUUUCCAGUUGUUUCAGUGCAUAAUAACACUAUCAAUCCAACAAGCCCUACAACAGCCACUAUGGCCAAUGCUAACCGUGGUCCAACAAGCCCAUCUGUAGCAGCAAUAGAGCUUAUUCCCUCAGUAACCAAUCCAGAGAAUCUACCUUCAUUACCAGAUAUUCCUCCCAUACAGCUGGAAGAUGCUGGUUCCAGUAACUUAGAUAAUUUACUAAGUAGAUAUAUUGCAAGCAGCCAUCUACCACCACAACCUUUAAGCAGUAUGAAUCCUUCUCCUGGGCCCUCGGCUCUAUCUCCAGGCUCAUCAGGUUUGUCUAAUUCUCAUACUCCUGUGAGGCCACCUAGUACUUCCAGCACAGGUAGUAGAGGCAGCUGUGGCUCUUCUGGUAGAACUGUUGAGAAGAACAAUAUUAGUUUCAAGCCUGACCAUGUGAAAGUUAAGCAAGAGCCUGGCGCCGAAGAAGAGGUGUGCAGUUUCUCAGGACCAGUAAAGCAAGAAAAAACAGAGGAUGGCAGGAGGAGUGCCUGCAUGCUUAGCAGUCCUGAGAGCAGCUUGACACCACCACUGUCUACAAGCUUGCAUUUGGAAAGUGAGUUGGAAGCACUUGGAAGCAUAGAAAACCAUGUAAAAACCGAACCAGCAGACUUAAGUGAAAGCUGCAAGCAAUCUGGACAUGGUCUUGUAAAUGGAAAGUCUCCAGUGCGUAGUCUUAUGCACCGAUCAGCUAGGACUGGAGGAGAAGGCAACAACAAAGAUGAUGAUCCUAAUGAGGACUGGUGUGCUGUGUGUCAAAAUGGGGGAGACUUGCUAUGUUGUGAAAAGUGCCCAAAGGUUUUCCACCUAACUUGUCAUGUACCUACUCUCCUCAGCUUUCCAAGUGGGGAAUGGAUAUGUACAUUUUGCCGAGAUCUUAGCAAACCUGAAGUAGAAUAUGAUUGUGACAACUUGCAGCAUAGUAAGAAGGGGAAAACUGCACAAGGUUUGAGUCCUGUGGACCAAAGGAAAUGUGAGCGUCUGCUGCUUUCCCUAUACUGCCAUGAGCUGAGCAUGAAUUCCAAGGAGCCCGUCCCAGUGUGCUAUACCAAACUAUUAUACAUAAUAAAGAAACCAAUGGAUUUAUCAAAAAGAAAAAAACUACAGAAGAAGCAUUCCCACACUACCAGACACCUGAAGAUUUUGUGCAGAUGUCGACUGAUCUUCAAAAACUGUGAAAGGUUUAAUGAAAUGAUGAAAGUUGUUCAAGUUUAUGCAGAAACACAAGAGAUUAAUUUGAAGGCUGAUUCAGAAGUAGCACAGGCAGGGAAGGCAGUUGCAUUAUACUUUGAAGACAAACUUACAGAGAUCUACCCAGACAGGACCUUCCAGCCUUUACCUGAAUUUGAGCAAGAAGAGGACGAUGCUGAAGUAACAGAUGACUCAGAUGAAGAUUUUAUACAGCCACGUAGAAAACGUCUAAAAUCGGAUGAGAGACCAGUGCAUAUAAAGUAACCUGAUUCAAAUGGACCUAAACUAUUGUAAAAAGAAACAUAUUUAAGUGUUCCUGGAAUAUUAUCAUGCCUUCAGUGGCCAUCAUAUUGAAGCUGAUAGUGUUCAGACAGUAUUAGAUUACAAAAAGCAUUUGUACAGAAACAUUCUUGUCAAAAGGGGGAAAAGCUUUCAACUUCUGUUCUUGAUUUUGUGUUUUGGUUUUUUAGUGUUUUGUUUUUCAUUUUUCACGCCCUAAUUUCUCAUAUACAGAGGUGUGGGGUGAACGUUGAUAAAGAAGCAAGUUUUUAUAAAAUGACAUUUGUACAAAUAUUGAACUCUUAUCACUACUUAGUAAGCAUUUCUGCAAGAGUGGACCAAGGCAGUGAUGUUUCACUUUAAUACUGGGCUGCAGUUUGCUCUGCAAGAAACCUUCCUCAAGAUCCUCUUCAUGCAACACUAAGUAUGAAUGGGAUUGUUUUUAUCCAGUGUCUCAUCUAAGUGGUAUUGCAAGUAUCAUAUUCUGUGUUUGGUCAAGUAGCUAGGUUUUGAUUUCUUUUACUGACCUUGUAUAGAAGUAUCGUGACUUGCUCAUUAAAUAAUUUUGAAUUGGAGAAUGCAGGAGUGCGAGUUCUUCAUAUGUUCCUCAUUAAAUCUGGUUGCAAUCAAUGCUUUUCAGUAGGAUUCAUGGCAUCGAGUGGAAGUCCUGUGCACAGCACACUUAAGUGAGUAUCCUCUUGAAAUUUGUUAAUCCCAUUUUCUCCCCUUAUGAGGCAGGAUGUUGGCUGGAAAACUGGUUAUAUAGAAUUUAGGAGUUUCAGAAUUAGACUGUGAAGUUAAAAUUUGGUGACUGACCAUCCAGUCUUCCCUAAUAAUAGUUUCUGAUAUACCACUAUCAGCAAACAGUAACUUUGUCUACCAAAUGUGUAAAAUUUUCUGUAUUCACUCUGUCUUAUUUGUAAAUAAUGGUACUGUAAAUCCUUCAGACAGCAACAUUUGCUGGGCUGUUUUUAAGAUAAUAUGUAUUCUUACUAAUGUUCCUAAUCACAAACAGAUUUGUAAUAUGCUGUGUUUCUAAAACUGUUCUUAGUUUGAAGUUCUAUAUUGUUUUGUUAGAGCUACUCAGAGUUUUCUUCAGAAGCAGCUUAAAUGUCUAAGAGAGUAAAAAAGCCUAUGGAAACUGAGUUACGUGUCCAUCUUUAAAAACAGAAAUUUGCAUGGACCAAUAUUGCCAGACAAGUGACUUCUGGGUAGAUAAUGAGAACAGGCAAACCUCAUUGUGAUAAUCUGCAUGUAAGCAAGUUCUUCAGUUCUGCUUUGAUGGCAUCAUUGAGAACAUAAUUUGAACAAAUAAUAUCCCUUAUAUCCAGGUGCACCUUUUUUCAAGCCUUUUCCUAGAAUAUUUUUAUUAUUGUUAUAUAUCAAAACAUGCAAACUACACACUAAAGUGACCGAAAUAAAUUUUUGCUGUGACAGGAACUAAUUUGUCAUGGUCAAUAGUUUAGUAUAAAAACAUAUAAUGAGAUUAAUGGCUUCUGUUGCAUAGUGUAUUGUUUCAGUAAUGUUCUAGAGAGUUCAUUUUAUGCAGACAGACAAAAUAGCUGGUUCUAUGAUAUGAAAGUGAUUCAGUUUUUGAGAUCAUCUAUUGCAUUUAAAAUUGAAGGAUCCAGCAGAUAUUUGGCUAUUCCUAAUGAAUGUUCUCAAAAGGUUUUCCCUCAAGUAAAUGAAGUACAUUUAAAUUGUUUGUAGCUAAAUAUAAUCAAUAGUUGCCCAAAUAGUCAGGUGUUAACUUUUUCUCAUGGAAUAUCAAGACAGCAGCAGUGAAAGAAAAUCUCAGGUUAAUGUCUAGCCUUUUCAUGCAUAGAAGGAAGUACUGAAAUGAGGUAUAUAAUUUUUUUCAUACACACACAAACAUGGGAUCGAAUUUUCUCACUCAAACACACACUUUCUCUCUCUUUCUCUCUCUCAAAAGUUGAGAUUGUCGACCUGGUGAGUGCUGAUACUGAGUGUAGUCCUAUUUGAUUAUUACCUUCUGUGUAGUUGAGAGAAUGGCAUGCCUGAACUGAAAACUUACUAUUUAUCUUAAUGUGUUGACUUGUUAGCACGUGGAUUUAUAACUGACAUUUUGGAAAAAACACUGAUUGUUUGUUUGUUUUUAAAGUGCAAGACAAAAUGCUUAGCAAAUGUUGGGUGAUAGUUUAAUGUGAUAGUGCACAUAUUUUCUAUUUUCAGUUUGCAAUGGGAUAUCCGCCAUGAGUCUUGAAAUUUAUUGUUUCCUUAACACUCAGAAAGUCUUUUUCCUGUGCUAUGAAGAACAUUUUACAAAGUUGUUACCUGAAAGCUGCAAUCUUGUCAACAUACUUUUAUACAUUUUCAUAUCAGAUCUUAGCUAAACCCAUGUUUCCAUGCUGCCCAUUAGGUCUGCUUUUCUGAGCCAUUUAACCAAACCAUAUACCAGUUGCAGCCUUGUAGAGAGAGAGAAUUGUAGUGCACUCAACAUGGAAUUAGGCCUUUUGAUUUUUUUAAAACAAGAAUAAGAGCCUGAUUAUCUAUAAUCUCGUAUAUAGCAGAUAUUUCUACAAAUUGCCAGUUUCUGUUCUUGAUUGGAAUGAGAGACAUACAUACUUUGUUGUCUUUUUCUAGGUUAGAUAAAUUUUCUCUAUGACAACAAGAUUUAUUCACCCAAAGUAACUUCUCUGCCACCUGUGCAUUUUUAUGAGCACCUCCAUUUGGCAGUUUACAUAUGUCAAUGCAAUAACUGAGCUAUACUGGGAUUGAGAACAUACUUUAUAUUAGAGUUCAGGUUUGUAGUGGAUAGUGGAGCUUUUCUUGCAUGCGAUACGGAUUUACCUGUGCUGCAUACAUUACAGUGUAACUUAGGUGUAAUGUCCCAAGAUUCUCUGUCACUUAAUUUAACUCUUAAGCUCUGAUUUUAAUUGAUCUUGUAAAAAAAAUAUUUCAACUGUUCCUUGGUUGUAUAUGUUCUGAAAGUUUAAGUUAAUCCAAAGAAAAAAGGCAAUUUGCUUUGAAACAGGAAGGACGACAAGUGUACAGCGUGCUGACUGUGGACUUUUCAAUUACCUCAGCAGGUCCCCUGCCAUGUAAUUACUAGUGAUUAGUGUUAGUUUAACCAGCUAAGUAUGUUCAGGUCUUACUUAACUGUGCCCUGGAAUUAAGUGUCCUAUCAUAUACUAUUAAGGCUUAAUUACUAUCCAAAAAGGGUGUUUCCCCCUAGCUUUUAAAAGUAGAAAUGCUGUUAAAUGUAGAUAGCCUUUUUCAUGUACAAAAGUUUCCCAUUAAUACUGUUUGAUGUGGCAUUGACUGUCAGUUUACUCACCACUGGAUAGAUAAGUGGAAUGUUUUAUAAACAUUCCUGCAAGCCACUACAGCCAACAAAGAUGUUUUAGCAACUCGCCCCAAUUUGCCAUUUUGUAGUAUAACUUAGUUUUAUUAGCCAGUCCUAUUUAAGUAUAAGUAACAAGAACAGUGUGUUGAAUUUGAGUGUGUAAUGUACUGGAUGUAGGCUUCUUUUUUCCUUUUUCCUCCUCUCUCUAGGAAAAAGCAAUAAAACUGCUUUGUCUGUUGCCUGUUUAGCAUGGCAGGAAUCCUUUUCCUUUGAAUAGUGAUUUCAUAGGAAGGUUUUUGUAUGUGUAUCAUCAAUUCUAAGCUUUUAAAGAAAAAUAAUAAAAGUGUGCAGUUAUAGUGUGGCAUUUUAUUUUAAAAAUUGGGGAAAGUUAACAUAUUUUUUUAAAAAGUAGGUGUUUCAGUAAAUAAUGGAGGUACUUUUUUAAAAACUUUGUAUGCCACAAUUUACAUGGACAUAUUUCAGACUAAUGCAUAAGAUUUGUGAUGUCAACUAAUGACCACCGUUUUUCCUUUUUAAAUUUGAACAUGCAGUAACUCCAUCCAUUGUAGCUAUUUUGUGUUUUUUGCCUGCUGCUUCUUCUCCUUUUAAAAGAUAUCUGAAUUAAAAUAGUUUUGAAAAUUUCUUAAUUUAGUAGCUGCUUUACAGUAACAAAAUUCAGUGUUCUUUUUAAUCAAAUCCAUUUUAAAGUUGAGGAGUUGUUGCUUUCUUCUGAAAUUAUUUGUAACUCCGUACAAAGAAAUGCAAAUAAUUUUAUAGAACUGUCACCUGUUUCAGCAUUCCCCUUAGUGUAAACUUAAAUUUCAAAAUGGAAGGUGGUGCAUGUUAAAGGCCCACAGAUGUGGGCAUUUCUUCAGUUCAAAAUGCCAUUAAACACACACACACACACACACAUAUAUAUAACAGGUCUAUAGAGAUUUGUGCAAUCAAAUACCUGUUCUAAUUUUAUAUGUAUACAUAUAGAAAUCAAAGGGUUAAGUUCCCAACAUUCAUUCUUUCUGCUAAUUAAAACUGGUACUUUUUGCACAUAGUUAACUUUACUGAUUCUUCAAAAAAGUGCUGUUUCUGUGGUAUUGUAUUCUCUGAAUUAUAUUUAAUUUUUUUAACAAGUUAACGUUUCUAAUUGUUUAGUUCCUGUGUUUUUGGCUGGUGUGUAAUAAAGGCAUUUUUUCCCUUUGCGUUAUUAUUUAAUAUAUUUAGCAGCCUGUAAAUAUUUCUUGUUAAAUGCUCUGGAAUGUGGUGUAGCAGUUGUACUAGAACAAUUUUAAAUAGCAUUGUUUUGCAGACCACUUUGUUUUGGUUAUUUCUAUUAAAUUAGAAAAGGAAGAGUC
This is a messenger RNA of Sceloporus undulatus (fence lizard), 8055 nucleotides long. RefSeq names its product tripartite motif containing 33 (gene TRIM33). The record is from RefSeq and is a predicted model, not a curated record. Lineage: Eukaryota; Metazoa; Chordata; Lepidosauria; Squamata; Phrynosomatidae. Gene Ontology annotation, molecular function: zinc ion binding; protein binding.